This is a messenger RNA of Opisthocomus hoazin, 2181 nucleotides long. RefSeq names its product homeobox protein SIX4. Gene Ontology annotation, cellular component: nucleus; transcription regulator complex. Gene Ontology annotation, molecular function: RNA polymerase II cis-regulatory region sequence-specific DNA binding; DNA-binding transcription factor activity, RNA polymerase II-specific. Gene Ontology annotation, biological process: regulation of transcription by RNA polymerase II. The record is from RefSeq and is a predicted model, not a curated record. Lineage: Eukaryota; Metazoa; Chordata; Aves; Opisthocomiformes; Opisthocomidae.
CCCGCCGAGCACCCGGGCUCGGCCGCCGCCGGGGAGGAGGGAGCCGCCGACCAGGUACUGCUCCACACGGAACUGCUGGCCAGGAACCACCACGCUGCCUCCUCUCCCUCCUCUUCUUCCUCCUCCUCCUCCUCCUCGCAGACCCCCCUGGCUUUCUCCCCGGACCACGUCGCCUGCGUCUGCGAGGCGCUGCAGCAAGGUGGGAACCUGGACCGCCUGGCCAGGUUCCUAUGGUCUUUGCCCCCGAGCGAUCUGCUACGUGGCAACGAGAGCCUGAUGAAAGCCCGGGCGCUGGUGGCUUUCCACCAGGGGAUCUACGCCGAGCUCUACAGCAUCCUGGAGAGCCACAACUUCGACUCCUCCAACCACCCGCUGCUGCAGGAGCUCUGGUACAAGGCUCGUUACACCGAGGCGGAGCGAGCCCGGGGCAGACCCUUGGGGGCGGUGGACAAGUACCGGCUGCGGAGGAAAUACCCGCUGCCCCGCACCAUCUGGGACGGCGAGGAGACGGUCUACUGCUUCAAGGAGAAGUCCCGCAACGCGCUGAAGGAGCUCUACAAGCAGAACCGGUACCCCUCGCCGGCCGAGAAGCGCAACCUGGCCAAGAUCACCGGGCUGUCCCUCACCCAGGUCAGCAACUGGUUCAAGAACCGCAGGCAGCGGGACCGCAACCCCUCCGAGACCCAGUCCAAAAGCGAGUCAGACGGCAACCCCAGCACGGAGGAUGAGUCCAGUAAGGGGCAGGAGGAUUUAUCUCCCCAUCCGCUCUCCAGCUCGUCCGACGGCGUGACCAGCCUCAGCCUCCCCGGCCACAUGGAGCCCGUCUACAUGCAGCAGCUCGGAAACACUAAAAUAGCCUUGAGCUCAUCGGGCGUCCUGUUGAACGGAAACCUCGUGCCUGCCAGUACCUCUCCCGUCUUUCUCAAUGGUAGCUCUUUUCUCCAGGGACCCAACGGUGUCAUUCUCAAUGGACUCAGCGUGGGGGCUUCGCAGACGGUGACCUUAAAUUCGCCCAAAACCACGUCAAGCGUUGUGAGCAACGGAGUGUCCAUUACCGACAUACUGUCGUCUUCGUCAGAAGAUGUUAAGGACUUCAAACUCCUUCAGGCUUCGGUCCCCAACACCGCAGCAGCCACCUUCAGCCCCAGCAACAUCCCGGUCUCGUUCCCAGGGUUGAUACCAAGCUCAGAGGUGAAAAGGGAAGGCGUACAAACUGCUUCUUCCCAAGGUGGAGGCUCCGUAGUUACUUUUACUGCCCCUGUCCAAAUAAACCAGUAUGGCAUUGUCCAGAUCCCCAAUUCAGGAACAAAUGGCCAGCUGCUGAACGGAAGCAUUGGUUUUUCUUCUCUGCAGCUGCCUCCCGUUUCUGUGGCAGCUUCACAAGGUAAUGUUUCGGUAAAUCCCAGCACAUCCGAUGCAGGAACUUUUACGACUGAGUCUUCAACAGUGCAGCAAGGAAAGGUUUUCUUCAGCCCCCUCACUCCGAGUGCAGUUGUUUAUACGGUUCCCAAUUCAGGCCAGGCAGUAGGCUCUGUCAAGCAAGAAGGACUGGAAAGAAGCCUGGUGUUUUCUCAGUUGAUGCCGGUCAGUCAGAACACGCAACUAAAUGUAAACAUGUCUUCUGAAAAUAUAUCCAGCGGAGGACUCCAGUCCCUGGCCUCCUCGUUAGUGAAUGUAACACCCUCGCAUAAUUUUUCCCUCACGCCACCAACUCUUUUAAAUGCUGCAGAACUGAACUCUGGUAUCUCGGAGAGCCAGUCCAUGUCAUCACCCGCGACCAGUACCUCUACCGUGAUAUCUAUCAGCAACACUAACUAUGCAACCCUUCAGAACUGCUCUCUCAUUACCAGUCAAGAUCUGUUGUCCAUCUCUACAGCACAGCCCGCACUUGGAGAAAUCGUUUCUACAAGCGGGGACCGUGUCAGCCACCCGUCUACACAAGUACAUCAAGAUUUUGUCAGAGAGAACAGGUUGGUUCUGCAAGCCGUGCCUGACGUCAAAGAGAAUUUCUUACCUAAUUCUGAGAGUAAGUCAACUGGCAAUUUAAUGAUGCUGGAUUCGAAAUCCAAGUAUGUUAUGAGUAACAUGGUUGACACGGUUUGCGAAGAACUGGAAACAGACAAAAAAGAACUUGCCAAACUGCAGACAGUUCAGAUGGAUGAAGAUAUGCAAGACUUGUAA